AGGCGUCGGCAGGAGCCAGGGAUCGUCCGCCCGCGCUGCUGCAGGGUCGGAGCAGCUCCCGGCUGUGUCCCGCUGCAGCCGCUGUCCGCUUCGCCCGGGGAGUCCGGGCUCCCCCUCAGGGCGCAGAUCCCGCCCAUCCCGCUCGGUUCGGGGCUCCGAGAAGCUGCUCCAGGUCAGUGGCUCCUACAACGUGAUCUAUUGUCAUUUCUCGCCUGAGGGAAUUGGCUCCACUUAGGAAAUGGCCAAAGUCGAAAGGUUUGCUUUUCACGUUCCGAGUCUGGAGGAGCUUGCUGGGGUUUUGCAGAAAGGGCUUAAAGAAAACUUUGCUGAUGCUCAAGUCUCUGUUGUAGACUGUCCUGAUCUGACUCAGGAACCCUUCAAGUUUCCUGCUAAAGGAAUCUGUGGGAAACCUAGAAUAGCAGACGUGGGAGGUGUUCCUUACCUCAUACCUGUUGUACAGAAAGAAAAAGUUUAUGAUCUCAAUACUGUUGCAAAAGACAUAGAGCUGCCUGGAGCUUUCAUUCUAGGAGCUGGAGCUGUUUCAUCCAAGGUCCUUGGAGUAAAUGCUGAGCUUAUCCCUAUUGUUCAAACUAAGAGUGAAAAGAAGGCUGCUGUAAAUGGGAGCUACGUUGCUCAGAUAAAUCCUGCAGAUAAAGGGUGCCUGCUCGAGAAGUACAGCAGUAAAUAUAGUGACUGUGAGUUUGGGCUGUUGGCCAACCUUUAUGCCAGUGAGGGCCAACCGGGGAAGGUCAUUGAGGUGAAAGCCAAUGGAAGAACUGGGGAACUUAACUUUGUGUCUUGUCUGAGACAAAUCUUGGAGAAGCACUAUGGAGAAAAGCCAGUAGGGAUGGGUGGUACGUUUAUCAUUCAGAAGGGGAAGGCAAAGAUCCACAUUAUGCCUCCAGAAUUUUCAACCUGUCCGUUGAAUACUGAUGAGGAUAUAAAUAACUGGCUCAAGUUCUUUGAAAUGAAGGCGCCGCUGAUUUGUCAGCCAGUUAUAGUUUCCAGAGACCCAGGCUUUGACCUUCGUGUGGAGCACACUCACUGCUUCAGCCACCACGGGGAAGGGGGCCACUACCACCAGGACACCAGCCCGGACAGCGUGCAGUACCUGGGCUACUUCCUACCUGCCGAGCUGCUCUUCCGCAUCGACCGGCCCACCGAGACGCACCUCGUCGGCAGGGACUGAGGCGCGGAGGCUCCACGGAGCUGUUCGGACCUUCUGCAAUGCAAAUGAUGAUUUUUAUAAUGCUUUUAAUUAUGCACAUUUAUCAAUCAAUAAUAAAUAUCACAGCGGUGAA
This is a messenger RNA of Colius striatus (speckled mousebird), 1301 nucleotides long. It is a transcript of the gene BKGD, whose product is annotated as chromosome 1 C11orf54 homolog. Bases 239 to 1189 code for a protein of 316 amino acids. Gene Ontology annotation, molecular function: hydrolase activity, acting on ester bonds; zinc ion binding. Gene Ontology annotation, cellular component: nucleus. The record is from RefSeq and is a predicted model, not a curated record. NCBI's taxonomy places the organism in Eukaryota, Metazoa, Chordata, Aves, Coliiformes, Coliidae. The transcript is spliced from 9 exons.